GGAAUCGCCGGCAUAUAUCGGCAGCAGCGAACCACCCCGGGGAGGCGAGAUCGAGGAGGCCGGAGCCGCGCUGGAGUUCUACCCUGAAAGGUGGAGCUUGAAUAGUUGGUGCCUCUAUCUCUCAGCAAGGGCGCUCAUGCCUCACGUUGAAAAUAGGAAAAUUUCAUCAUCUGCUUCAUAAUUGUUCAAUUGUUUCUAGGAUUGAUAUAGCAAUCAGAUUCAUACUCUGAGAAGAUCAAAUAGGAUCUUAGAAAAGAAUUAUUUUGUUCGAAAGGUUGUUAUUUAUUUGCAACGAUGAAGGAUCACCUAAUGCUCAAUGUUGAUCGCCUAAUGGUGCCUGAGCCCAUUGAGGCCACUGGAGCACCCAAAAGCUCCUCAUCAAGGGACGCCACUGCACUGCUACCCUCUGCAGCACAUUCCUUUUUUGGAGUUGGAGACAGCAUGGUUCCUGAAGAAGAACCUCUUCUCCAGAUGAUGGAGUGUCGUAUUUGUCAGGAGGAAGAUGAAAUCAAAAAUCUGGAGAGCCCAUGUGCCUGCACUGGCAGUGUUAAGUAUGCGCAUAGGGCCUGUGUGCAGAGAUGGUGCAAUGAGAAAGGAGAUGUAACAUGUGAAAUCUGUCAUGAGCCGUAUGAACAUGGCUACACUGCACCACCCAGACCCCAUCCUGAUGAAACUACCAUUGAUAUAAGUGGUGGCUGGACCAUUACUGGUACAGCAUUUGACUUGCGUGAUCCUAGGAUCCUUGCAGUAGCACAAAACCACAUUAUGGAAGCUGAGUAUGAUGAUUAUUCAGCUACAAACGCCAGCACUGCUGCCUUCUGCCGUUCUGCUGCUCUUGUGUUAAUGGCUCUCCUAUUACUGAGGCAUGCAUUGACUCUAACUGAUGAAGACGAUGACGAUACUUCAGCAAUGUUUUCACUUUUCUUACUGCGUGCUGCUGGUUUCCUUCUGCCAUUCUAUAUAAUGGCUUGGGCAAUUAGUAUUUUGCAGCGUCGCAGACAUCGACAGGAGGCAGCUGCGUUAGCAGCAACAGAGGUGGCAUUCAUUCUCCAGUCUGGGCAAGGACGAGGGGUGCAUUUCACCAUAGCACCAGAUUCUCCUGCCACACCCCAGCACGAACCACAACCUUGAAGGGGUCUGCCAAAGAGCAACCAGCUGGCAGCCGUGGCGACAACGGGUUGAUGGUUUGCGCGAAUCACCAAAGCAGUUAUGGUUGAUGCCAGUGCGGAACCAUAUUAUUUACUUAUUUUACAUCAGUGCCGUGAGUGUAACGUUCUGAGACUUGUCCAGUUUGUGCUCGGGAUUUCGCUUGUUGGGGUUGGCCAAGGAGUCUCAUGUGACGUGGUGUGUAUAAAGUAACAAAUGCCAUUUGGACCAUGUACGUCGGUCCUAACUGUUAACUUAAAGAGAGCAAACAGACAGUGACUGUUUUGCCUAGUCUACACGCUUGUUUUACAAGAAAAAUAUAUACCCUUCGUAGAAUUGUAUCAUUUGAUUGGUAGUAACGUGAAAUUACAGCACUUGUAAGCAUGAA
This is a messenger RNA of Lolium rigidum, 1534 nucleotides long. RefSeq lists its product as uncharacterized. Gene Ontology annotation, biological process: protein ubiquitination. Lineage: Eukaryota; Viridiplantae; Streptophyta; Magnoliopsida; Poales; Poaceae. The transcript is spliced from 9 exons. The record is from RefSeq and is a predicted model, not a curated record. The coding region runs from base 295 to 1131 and encodes 278 amino acids. Gene Ontology annotation, molecular function: zinc ion binding; ubiquitin-protein transferase activity. Gene Ontology annotation, cellular component: membrane.